CGCUGCCCGCGCUCGGUGCUGGAAGGGGCGCAGCUGGACAGGGACCGGCCUCGCGUGGGAUCGGGCACGGGCGGGGGAAGGGCUCUCUCUGCCCGGGCACGGCUCUCCCCCGCCGUCGGGAAAGGAGUGCCCCCCACACGUGAGCGUGGGGCUCCAGGGACGAAAAGCUGGUGCUGUCUUUGCUUUCUGCUUUCCAGAAAAUAGCAUUGUCCCUGUGUCCUGCAGCCAUCAAGAUUUUAAGACGACUGGUUUUUAGUCUUUGGUAACAUGGCAAAAGAUGCUGGACUAAUUGAAGCCAAUGGAGAGCUUAAGGUGUUUAUAGACCAAAACCUAAGUCCUGGAAAAGGGGUUGUUUCUCUAUUGGCUGUUCAUCCUUCUACAGUAAAUACGAUUGGAAAACAGCUCCUGCCAAAAACAUUUGGACAGUCUAAUGUCAACAUUGCACAACAAGUGGUUAUCGGUACACCUCAGAGACCUUCAGCACAGAAUACCAUCCUGGUAGGAAGUCCACACACACCUAACACACAUUUUGCAUCACAGAACCAGACUGGAGAUUCUUCACCUUGGUCUGCUGGGAAGCGGAACAAAAAAGGCGAGAAGAAUGGCAAGGGUUUACGUCAUUUCUCUAUGAAGGUUUGUGAGAAGGUACAGAGAAAAGGAACCACCUCAUACAAUGAGGUGGCAGACGAGUUGGUUGCAGAAUUCACUACCACUGAUAAUCACAUUUCACCAAAUGAAUCACAGGCUUAUGACCAGAAGAAUAUUAGACGACGUGUCUAUGAUGCCUUAAAUGUCCUUAUGGCCAUGAACAUUAUCUCUAAGGAGAAAAAGGAAAUCAAAUGGAUUGGUCUACCUACUAACUCGGCUCAGGAAUGUCAGAAUUUGGAGGUGGAGAAACAGAGAAGAAUUGAAAGAAUAAAGCAAAAACAGUCUCAGCUACAAGAACUCAUUCUACAGCAAAUUGCCUUUAAGAACCUCGUGCAGCGGAACCGUCAGGCAGAGCAGCAGGCAAACCGACCUCCCCCUUCCAACUCUGUCAUCCAUCUGCCUUUUAUCAUUGUGAACACCAGCAAGAAGACAGUGAUCGACUGCAGUAUUUCAAAUGACAAGUUUGAAUAUCUAUUUAAUUUUGACAAUACUUUUGAAAUUCAUGAUGAUAUAGAAGUACUAAAACGAAUGGGAAUGGCUUGUGGGCUAGAAUCUGGAAGCUGUUCAGCAGAGGACCUAAAAGUUGCAAGGAGUUUGGUUCCUAAAGCUCUGGAACCAUAUGUGACAGAAAUGGCUCAGGGAUCAAUCAGCAGUGUAUAUGUCACAUCUUCAUCAGGUUCUGCGUCAAACGGCACAAGAUUUUCAGCCAGUGACUUUUCCAAUGGUGGAGAUGGAAUGUUGGCUACAAGUUCCAAUGGAUCUCAGUAUAGUGGCUCCAGAGUUGAAACACCAGUUUCUUAUGUUGGGGAUGACGAUGAUGAUGACGAUGAUUUUAAUGAAAAUGAUGAUGACGACUGAUGCCCUUUGCUUGUAGACUAUUUUUUUGUUAAAAUUCAGCAGGCUUCAGGAAUAAAUUGUUCUAGGGAGAAGUGUCUCAAAUUACUUUGCCCCAUCCCCCAAGGAGAAUAUUGGUAAGCAGUUCUGAGUUUAGAAAUUGCACCUCUGAUAAGCAAACAAGGAUUGUUUUAUGUAGGAUAUUUUUAAAUGUGGUGUGGAUGUGUGUUUUUGAUACCAGUGUGUUAAUGCAGAGCCUUUAUUUACUCUUGUUUUAGGGGUUUUUGGUUUGUUGGUUGUUUUUUGUUUGGGAUUUCUUUUUUACUUGAAGGAAAAAGAAUUUUGCCCCAAAUGUUCUUUCAAAGUUUGCUAAAGAAAAUGUAGACACAUCAUUGAGAAAUAAAAUACUAUCCUUCUGUGGAAAAUGAA
Molecule: messenger RNA, 1911 nt
Organism: Agelaius phoeniceus (red-winged blackbird)
Lineage: Eukaryota; Metazoa; Chordata; Aves; Passeriformes; Icteridae
Gene: TFDP1
Product: transcription factor Dp-1
Biological process (GO): regulation of cell cycle; regulation of transcription by RNA polymerase II
Cellular component (GO): nucleus; transcription regulator complex
Molecular function (GO): RNA polymerase II transcription regulatory region sequence-specific DNA binding; DNA-binding transcription factor activity, RNA polymerase II-specific
Source: RefSeq, a predicted model, not a curated record